AGGGGUAAAAUCGGAACUUGAUAAACAGAGCUCCAAACAAGGGAGGAAACCUAUUCCCUCCCUUUCUUUCCUUCUCUCUUUGAAGUCCAUUCAUCCAAACGAGCUGUGGCCUCAACGCUGUGAAAGAAAGAAUGAUGAGAUUUAGGGUUUUGCAGAGAUUCCCUCUCAUUGGCAACUACAAGCGCAUGAACCAUCUCAAUCAGCGACGUCUUUCAUUCUCUUCGUUUCUUCGGAAGUUACAAACCGCCCAAGGUCGAGCUUCCUUCAAUGGCGGCAAAAGUAGCACCUCCCAAGGUAAUUCAUUUCUGGUACCUGGUGCAACCAUGGCGACUAUAGUUAUGCUUGGUGCUCUUCAUGCCCGUCGUAUGUACAAUGACAAGAAGAUUGAAGAAGCAAGGGAGAAAGGAGUUGAGUUUGAGUUUCAACCCGAUACAAAAGCUACAUUCUUGAGAUUGGUACCUUUGCGCUCCAUUUCCAGAUUUUGGGGUUUCUUAACUAGUGUGGAACUUCCCAUCUGGUUCCGUCCACAUGUCUAUAGAGCUUGGGCUCGGGCGUUUCAUUCCAAUUUGGAAGAAGCCGCUAAGCCUUUGAAUGAAUAUGCAUCUUUGAGAGAGUUCUUUGUUCGCUCCUUGAAAGAAGAUUCUAGACCCAUAGACUCCAACCCUUGUUGUCUGAUCAGUCCAGUGGAUGGUACUGUUCUAAGAUUCGGAGAUUUUAAGGAAGCAGGCACCAUGAUUGAGCAAGUUAAAGGAUUUUCGUAUUCUGUGUCUUCUCUUCUUGGUGCAAGACCACUCCUUCCUUCAAUGGAGGAUGUGCAACGAGAGAGUAGGGGACAAGAAAAGGCUCCACGAGAUGAGGAUAAAAAGUCAUGGUGGAGAAUUACGCUGGCUUCUCCAAAAGUUAGGGACCCAGAACCAGCAAGUCCAAUGAAGGGCCUUUUCUAUUGUGUGCUUUACCUGAAGCCUGGAGACUAUCACCGAAUACACUCUCCAGUUGAUUGGAAUGUUCUUGUUCGUCGACAUUUUUCAGGUCGGCUUUUCCCUUUGAAUGAACGAGCUACAAGAACAAUCAGGAACCUCUAUGUCGAGAAUGAGAGAGUGGUACUUGAAGGCCGAUGGGAAGAAGGUUAUAUGGCAAUGGCAGCAAUAGGCGCUACAAAUAUUGGAUCAAUUGAGCUUUUCAUUGAACCUGCACUGGGGACGAACCGGCCAAGAAAGAAGUUACUGCACUCCGAGCCUCCUGAAGAACGGAUUUAUGAACCUGCACGUGCCGGUGUGAUGCUUAAGAAAGGGGAUGAGGUGGCUGCAUUCAACAUGGGGUCGACGGUUGUCCUUGUAUUCCAAGCUCCCAUAUCUCUGCCGGGUGACGAGUCUGUUUCAUCAGAAUUCAAGUUCUCUAUUAGAGAAGGAGACAGAGUUCGUGUUGGGGAAGCGCUAGGAAGGUGGAACGAUUCAUAGCGACCGGUAUGCCCCAGUGAGCUGUCUGCCAUGCUUAGGGUGCUAUUUGAUCAAUUUAUUUGCAGUAAUCUAAGACUCAUUUUGUGCAUCAUUGAGCAGAAUUUGGCUUUCAUGUUCUGAAUUUAUGAUGUCUGCCUGUAAAUCUUAGGAUGCUGGUGAUUAUGAAAAAAAAGGUGUUUGGCUUUUUUUGCCGAGUGAUUUUGAAUCA
Messenger RNA from Rhododendron vialii, 1665 nucleotides. Its product is annotated as phosphatidylserine decarboxylase proenzyme 1, mitochondrial. NCBI's taxonomy places the organism in Eukaryota, Viridiplantae, Streptophyta, Magnoliopsida, Ericales, Ericaceae. Gene Ontology annotation, molecular function: phosphatidylserine decarboxylase activity. The transcript is spliced from 12 exons. Bases 132 to 1457 code for a protein of 441 amino acids. Gene Ontology annotation, biological process: phosphatidylethanolamine biosynthetic process. Gene Ontology annotation, cellular component: mitochondrion. The record is from RefSeq and is a predicted model, not a curated record.